This is a messenger RNA of Fusarium graminearum PH-1, 621 nucleotides long. RefSeq lists its product as uncharacterized. NCBI's taxonomy places the organism in Eukaryota, Fungi, Ascomycota, Sordariomycetes, Hypocreales, Nectriaceae. The transcript has 2 exons. Bases 1 to 621 code for a protein of 206 amino acids. The record is from RefSeq and is a predicted model, not a curated record.
AUGGAAUCGUUCACACAAUCCACCACGCCUCUCCCAAAACUCCUCACCAUGCCCCCAGAGAUUCUCUUCGCCAUCCUAGACCUCACAGAAACAUUCCAAUCCAAGAUCAGUCUCGCCCGCACCUGCAUCCCCCUCUACAACACCCUCAUCACCGAAAUCUACAAACAAGCCUCCAAAUCUCCAUCCCUCGCCGGCGCACACAUCUACGAAGCCUGCCGCGACGGCAACAUCCUCACCCUCGAACGCAUCUUCCAAGCCGAAACCCACAGCAUCGACCACCGUGCCCAAGAGCGCUUCAAUAGACCUCUCUACACGGCUAUCCAGUUCUACCAGGUCAAUGUUGUGCAGUGGCUUCUUGCGCGCGGCGCAGAUCCGAACUAUUUGGCGGUUCAGUCGGUGCUCAUGCCUGGGCUACCUGAGUGGCGUAUUCCGAAGAAGUGGCAUGAGAUGGGAUUCGUGAUGCCGGGUCGUGAGGAGUGGUGGUGGGCGGGAAGGAUGAUCAUUCAACUGCUUCGUGAUGCGGGUGCUGAUGAGAAGUCGCUUUAUUUGGUACUUGAUAGAGAACAUCUGGAUUGGAUACAAUAUGGUUUGCAGUGUUGUCGUCUUCAUCCAGUUUGCUAG